Bombus pyrosoma is the source of this 2325-nucleotide messenger RNA. Its product is annotated as hippocampus abundant transcript 1 protein-like. Gene Ontology annotation, biological process: transmembrane transport. The transcript has 8 exons. The record is from RefSeq and is a predicted model, not a curated record. Gene Ontology annotation, cellular component: membrane. NCBI's taxonomy places the organism in Eukaryota, Metazoa, Arthropoda, Insecta, Hymenoptera, Apidae. Bases 381 to 1991 code for a protein of 536 amino acids. Gene Ontology annotation, molecular function: transmembrane transporter activity.
UGUAGUCUGUAGUAGUCUGCGGACAUGGUUAACUGUGGUUUGUAGCAUUAUGUAGAAUACGAUUACAAAGGCCGACUUAAAAGCUAAUAACGCUUGUUUGUGUCCGUGUGAGGCUUUAACCAGAAAAAAUGACUCGCACAGUGUCAUCGAAUUUUUAGGAAUUAAUGAAAUUGAAAAAACGGAAGAGUCUGUGCGCGCAGUGCGUGAAUAUGCCCGCCAAGGUCUCAAAGAAGGUCGUGGGCAUGAUCGUACGAAGCCGAAAAUUCAUUAUUAAGGAUGGGGUCAUUACGUAUUAUAUGGAUCUGAACAACUGAUAAAUGAAAUAUUGAUAGAAUCAUAAGUAUGGAAAGAAAUAUAUAUAGUAACACUUCUUAGGGGUCAUGCCCCCUGGGGCAAAAGGUGGAGCAGAGGGCCUGGGCCCCUCCUGUUCUGAAAUUCACAACAGCCAAGAACAUGCUAUUGCUAAACUCACACCUUCUCUUACAUUUGCUCAGCAAUGCUACAGACAUCUUAAGAGUUCCGGUAUAGGAGAGGCAAGUGUGUACCAUGCUCUGGUUGUAAUAUUUUUGGAAUUUUUUGCAUGGGGUUUAUUAACCAUGCCUGUUAUUUCUGUAUUAAAUAUUACAUUUCCAAAUCAUACGUUCCUGAUGAAUGGUUUGAUAAUGGGCAUUAAAGGAAUCUUAUCAUUUCUUUCUGCACCAUUAAUUGGUGCCUUGUCUGAUGUAUGGGGUCGAAAAUUCUUUCUACUUAUCACAGUAGCCUUCACAUGUGCACCGAUUCCUCUAAUGAGCAUUAAUACAUGGUGGUUCUUUGCUAUGAUCUCCAUCAGUGGUGUCUUUGCUUGCACAUUUUCAGUGGUAUUUGCAUAUGUUGCUGAUGUUACUGAGGAACAUCAAAGAUCUCCAGCAUAUGGUUUAGUAUCUGCAACUUUUGCUGCAAGUAUGGUAAUAAGCCCAGCAUUGGGAGAUUAUGUCAUGAAAGUGUAUGGAGAAAAUCUUGUGGUUGCAUUAGCAACAGCUAUUGCAGUGUUGGAUGUGUUUUUUAUAUUAGUGGCUGUACCUGAAAGUUUGCCUGAAAAAGCUCGUCCACCAGCACCUAUUUCUUGGGAGCAGGCAGACCCCUUUGCUUAUCUUGGAAAGGUUGGCAAAGAUCACACUAUUUUAAUGUUGUGUAUUACUGUGUUCCUGAGCUAUCUUCCUGAAGCAGGACAGUAUAGUUGUAUAUUUGUCUACUUGACUAAGGUUAUGGGAUUUACUGCUUUAAUGGUAGCAUUUUUUAUUGCCGUGGUUGGAAUUUUAAGCGUUGGCGCUCAAACUCUCUUGGGCGUUUUGAUAAAGACACUUGGCAGUAAACAUACUAUAAUGUUAGGCCUUCUAUUUGAGAUGUUACAACUUAUGUGGUUUGGCUUCGGUUCACAAACAUGGAUGAUGUGGGCAGCUGGAGUGCUUGCUGCUGUGUCAAGUAUUACAUAUCCUGCAAUCUCUGCGUUUAUAUCCAUGCAUUCUGAUGCAGAUAAGCAAGGUUUGGUACAAGGCAUGGUAACCGGAAUGCGUGGAUUAUGUAAUGGUCUAGGGCCAGCAAUGUUUGGAGUAAUCUUUUAUCUUUUUCGCGUUGAUCUCAACGAUAAUUCUCCUUCCCUUCCUGCAAGGCCAUCUCCAUUAGAUGAAAAUAACAAAACAGGAACUGCCACGCAACAUCUUGAUAUUAUGCCACAAAUAGUAACCCAGCUUGUACCAGGACCACCAUUUGUGUUUGGUGCAUUACUUGUGAUAUGUGCAUUACUAGUAGCUGCAUUUAUACCUGAAUCAAACACAAUGCCAACUGGUCCAUUACAUCAUCCAUCCACCUCCCGGAGGCUCUCCGGUAAAUACGCAUAUCAGAAAUGUUUAUCCUUGGAUGUACAUUAUGAGGGAGACAAAUUGGGAAGCGGGAAAGGAAAAAUAGGACCGCUGUCACCUCUAGUCGACAAUUGCAACUCUGCUGCUCUAUAGCUAUUGUAAAAACUAAAACGAGCUACAAGAAAGAAGAGGGACACGUACCUUUGUGAUAAAACUCUAUCUUUAGAGAAAUGGUUACUAUCAAGUGCACCUACUACACAAGGACUUUAAAAAGCUGUCUAUAUUGUAUUAUAUUAUAUCUUUAAGUCAAUAACUGAGGUUAUCUUAGGAUUACCAAUCCACUUAAUGUUUAGGUUACGAAAAAUUUUAUAAGCAGUGUUAUUUUAAUGACAUUUCGGUUGAGCUAAACAUUAAGUUCGAUCGUUUUAGGUAUAUUUUGUUAUAUAAAAAGUUAAAAUUUUACAUUAAAAAAAAAAGGAGAUUGUAA